AGAGAGAUGCUCUGGUUGCCUGUCCCCGGAAGUAAUGCUCGAAGGGCCCUCCCCUGAGGAAGUGACGGCGGGAGUGCCCUUGACGAGCGGGGAGGGCCGGGCUGUGCAUCCCUCCGCUCGCGCUGCAGGGAGAUGGCUCAGCGACUUCUCCUGAGGAGGUUUCUGGCCUCCGUCAUCUCCAGGAAGCCCCCUCAGGGUCGGUGGGCACCCGUCACCCUCAGGACCCCGCAGUGCAGUCCUGGUAACCUGACAGUAACACCUAACCAAGCCCGGUCAGUAUACACCACCAGAGUGUGCACAACCACCUUUAACAUCCAGGAUGGACCCGACUUUCAAGACCGAGUUGUCAACAGUGAAACACCGGUGGUUGUGGAUUUCCAUGCACAGUGGUGUGGCCCAUGCAAGAUCCUGGGACCAAGGUUAGAGAAGGUGGUGGCCAAGCAGCACGGAAAAGUGGUGAUGGCCAAGGUGGAUAUUGACGACCACACAGACCUCGCCCUAGAAUAUGAGGUAUCAGCUGUGCCCACCGUGCUGGCCAUCAAGAACGGGGACGUGGUGGACAAGUUUGUGGGCAUCAAGGACGAGGACCAGCUGGAGGCCUUCCUGAAGAAGCUCAUUGGCUGACAAGCAGGUCUGUAAUAAAGAACUUUAUGUGAUUCCCUUCUACCUCCUGCUCUGAAGAACAGACCCUAGGCUCCACACAAAAUUACCCUGGAGCCACCGCCCCCCAAAGAGCCACCUCCCUUCCUCCCGGGCACAAGGGCAGAGAACACACACAUGGGGCAGGAGGAGGGGGGCGUCCUCAGAACCC
This is a messenger RNA of Lontra canadensis (Northern American river otter), 811 nucleotides long. RefSeq names its product thioredoxin 2 (gene TXN2). The transcript has 5 exons. Gene Ontology annotation, cellular component: mitochondrion. Lineage: Eukaryota; Metazoa; Chordata; Mammalia; Carnivora; Mustelidae. The coding region runs from base 133 to 624 and encodes 163 amino acids. The record is from RefSeq and is a predicted model, not a curated record. Gene Ontology annotation, biological process: cell redox homeostasis. Gene Ontology annotation, molecular function: protein-disulfide reductase activity.